AUGGGCAUCUAUCCUGGGGGCAAGAGUACACGCAUAGACUCUCCUCGCCAUCUGACAAUACGGCAUUCUCGCCGUAUCGUCGCUGCCAAUCGCCCUGAGUCCCGUCUCAGCGCCACUCAAUCUGUGACCGUCCUCGCAGACGGCAAAGUCGUCGAGGAUGAGAUUGAUCCAUUGCCCCCAGGCGAACAAAAGCUCAAUUCAUUCUGGGCCCCAGGCAUUGAAGCGGGCCCCAAGCACAUCAUCUCUGUGAAGCAAAACAUUAAGGCAAACGGGGAUGAGCUCAACUUGGAGGCAGAGCAGCCUUUCUACGUUGAUGCACCGCAAUUUUCUCUCCCUGAUGGCAGCAUUCACUCUACAUAUCCUCCAGCGGGGUACAGUGAUGAUCAUAGGAUCUUGCCGCAUGUCGUCUUGACGGAUCCGCAUCUCCCGUGGGAGAGACUGGGGAGCCCAAAGGGCGGGAGCAACAAGGCUCUCAAGGCGCAGAUGAAUAGAGUGGCCUUGGGCGCGGAGAAAGCUAGCAACAUACCGCGCAAUCGUGUUUCGUGGCUUGUCGUUCUUGCAUUCGCCCAAGAUGAACUUCGUCUGCCCCCGGAGGAUCUUGAUGGCUCAGGCAGUCUGUUCAGCAAUACCAGUGAUGGUGUUCUCAAACCGGUCAAGCAAUCGUCCACAAUGACGGUCAACAUGAGCAUCGACGACUUGUGGAAGUUAAAGUCCGAGGUUACGACGCCCGUCACGAGUAGCCUUGGUCCAGCUUCUAUGAAGAAUAGCCGUGGAGACUUCAUCUUUGUGCAUCCAGAGCUGUUCACCAGCCUUUUCUCGACCUUUGAUGACAAAGGCAAUCGCGUCAAGGGCAGUGGACCAGAUACAUCCCAGUAUAAGUAUCUUUCCCACGUGCGCAAGAUCAACGGCUCUGGCAUGGCUCUCGCUGGUGUUGAGGACACAGCUGUCUUUAGCAUCGUCGUCGGCAACAGAUCUGGGCCACUUGACAAUGUCAUUCCGACCACCAUGUGCGCACAUCUCGUCUCUAUUGAAGGCGUGGAAGCCAUGAGCUAUCCGAGCCAGGACCACCGAUACGUGGCGCUCUGCUCUUUGUACAGCUGGAACUACACAGUACUGCCACCAAAUACACUCAAUGUUCCAGAUGCUUUUGAGAACCUUGGUCGCACACUAAGCGUGUUACGGGCUCCAGAUGAAAUUAUAGCCCCUCUCAAAGCAUCUAACGACAAGUCCCAACAACUUGUUGGUCGUCGUCUGAGCGAUGGGUAUACCUUGGUCAAAUACCGCGUUCAGACAGGCGAGGCAACUGUGGCGCUCUAUCGAGGCCCAUUUACUCCCACGUACGUGCCUACCUUGGAUCAUUUGACCAAGUGCUCAACCUCGGGUGUGGACUUGAAGAUCCUUGAUAAGAAUUUAGGCAUAAUGGAUGUGACAUACUCUGUCGCCUGGCAGGUUGGCCGUACUAUGGCCCUCGGCGAUCAAGCAUUUGUCGCGGCGCUGGGACGUGUCAGAACUGCGGUACAUGCCGCCGCAGCGAAACAUGUCAAGAUCAAUGCUGUGAAAGAUGUCAAGGAUAUUGCAUUUCGUACUCGCGACGAUCUCCUGCAGGACCUCGCGUCCAUGGUGAAGGGUCUUGCUGACAUCCAUCUCCAAAAACGUGGUUCGGAGCCUCAAGUGCCCGGGGAUGCUCCUGAUAGAAGACACCCUGGCAUUCCCAGGUUCAGACAUGGAGGGGCCAAGAAGCGAUGGCACCACAAGAAGCUCCAACGUCGUGAUCGACCAACACUCUCAUUCGAGUCUCCUCUCUUUCAGGACAAGUACCCAGCUGCUGCGCUCGACUCUGUUCGCAAACUGGCUGCAAGUCGAUCCGGUGACCCAUACGAUGAGACCAAUGAUCCGCAGUCCUCAGACUGGAUGACUGUGCUCUCGUGGCUGAUUGACCGUAUGUUUCUCGUGGGUGUGCCAGCGCACUGUCUUAUACCUGAUCCAAGUUACCUGCAGGAAGAGAACCUGCGCUUCUUCCAUAUCGACAAGAACUGGGUCGACGCUCUGAUUGAUGGCGCUCUAUCCCUCGGUAACCAUUUCGGUACUGAUGAGGAUCGAGUCGCUAUCAAGAAAGCACUCAAUGACUACAUCGGUCGCACGCCAGAUGGGAUGGCCCAUCGUGUCCAGAUUCCUGCUUACGGUUUCUAUCUCCGCUCAGACCUGGUGACAAUGUUCCCAGAUCUUCGCGUCGAGGUCUUACCCGAUGAUAGCGCCCUCAGAGCUGCUAGCCAAGAUCCUCCUGCCGGGGCACCACUUCUACGACAUGAGAUUGUCGCAGAUGGUGUUAUGAUGGCAUUCAUGGACCGAGUCCCUGGCUCUGCGCAGUUUUCAUCUCUUGUGUUUACACAGCCGGCUCAUCAGCAGCGGUUCGCUGUUGCUCGUGGUCUAAACACUGAGGAGAUCAAGGUCGAUAUCAGACGGCAGUAUACGGUUGACCAGGCCACCAGAGAGACAGACAAGGACAGACACAAGGCGCUCAAAGAAGUUACAUACAGUCCAACCACAGAAAAGAACAUCUUCACGUGGAACUCUAUCCGCGGUCAAAGUCUCAAUGACUUGCGUAUACUACGCCUGCCCGCCUUUGCAGACCUGCAGCUCGAAGUGUUGCGGGAUAAGAUGGGGAAGCCAGAGGGAUCUGGUAUAUCUUACUUUGUGGAUGACACUUCGACUUCUGCACUGUUUGCUAUGCAGCUCAAUGAUCCUAUUUAUAACUUGACCAUCAACAUGGCUGACCGUGCUAUGGCCGUGCAGGCGAUAGCAGACCUGGCUCCCCCAGACAUGGGAGACGGAAGCCCGGAGCUGAGAACUAUCAACAUGAUGGAGGCUGUUAGGCUCAAAAAGCUUUCUGUCCCAGGUGCAGACGUCUCUGCAGCGCCAGUUGGGAAUGAGCCACAUGAUGAGGAUGAUUACAACGAUACAGGUCGUGAGGAUAGCUUCACGAGAGCUGAAGACUAUAUUUCUCCGCUGGAUAUUGUCUCGAACUACCUCUCACCUCAUGUUCGAGCGAUGCCGCUUCAUCGAGGGCAAGAUGUCAUUGAUACAGACAACAGCCCCUCCAUCACCCAUGGGAGCGAAGUUGGGCCCCGCCACUUCAAAGACAAGCCAUCUGGUUCUGAGCCAGCAUCAGCACCUAGAUUUCUGAUGCGAGUCAGCAGCAACCAGGCUGGCAUCGGCAAUAAGAGCCAGAUCGUUCUCGACAGAUGGAAUCUUCCCCAGGACCUCAUCUUCUCUAUCGUCCUGAAGCAGAGCGAGAUCAAUCAGUACCUCCUCAUGGAAGUCACUAUUGACAUCACAUUGGGCUCACCCAACGAUGCUACCUAUGCUUUGAUGUCGAAUUACACGGGACCUGGCGCACACAUGUUGACCAAUCUACGCUUCAAUGUGAUUCCAACGACGUUUUAUGAUCAGAACCAGAACAGGUACUACUUGCGUAUUCGCCUACUGCCUAGAGCUGAGAAGGGUUGGGUCAUGGCGCCGGCUGUGCCUGAGCUGAGCUUUCUGCUUGGCUUGGCCAGUAUCAAUCCUCCUGCUGGAACUAAAACUGCGGUUAUUCGGUCUCGGGCGAGAUAUUGUAGAAAUCCUGCGCUCGACCUAGUGGAGCCUAAUGUGAUGAUAGUGCAGAAUCCUGAUCUGUCUGUUGAAGUAGUUAAGCAUUAG
This is a messenger RNA of Fusarium musae, 3699 nucleotides long. RefSeq lists its product as uncharacterized. The record is from RefSeq and is a predicted model, not a curated record. Bases 1 to 3699 code for a protein of 1232 amino acids. The transcript has a single exon. Lineage: Eukaryota; Fungi; Ascomycota; Sordariomycetes; Hypocreales; Nectriaceae.